CGCCUGGGCGUGGCGUCCGUAGGCCCUUCAGGGGCGCGAGAGGAGGGCGCUUCCUGUCGUCCGAGCCAUGUACUUCCGGGUGGCGGCCCCUCGCGGCUGGGAUGGUCCUCCCUGACUCGGUCACCUCCGGGCGGAGAAAUAGCAUAGGAAUGGAUUACGUUCCAACCGAGGAUGAGAGAAGAGUCUUCGUCGAGUGCAACAGAGAGAGCUUCUGGUAUAGAUCCGUGCCAUUGACUGCGGCGAGUGUGCUGGUCACCCAAGGAUUAAUUACGAAAGGAGUUCUUUCCGGUCACCCGAAAUACGGUUCUCUCCCUAAACUUGCAUUUGCUGGCAUAAUGGGGUACUUUGGCGGAAAGAUUUCCUACGUGAAAGCCUGCCAAGAGAAGUUUAAGCAUCUGGAGAAUUCCCCGCUUGGAGAAGCCAUGCGUCAACGACAGGGGCGUCGAGUCACGCCGCCAGGGUACUCCUCCGAGCAGCCAACAUUCCCGUCGGACGUAUCGGGCCACUCGUCUUUCGGGACACCCUCUGGCGCUGACAGUGGGGCGACCGAACGUCCUCUUCCUCAAUACGAACCCAUCCCGUUCAGUGCCUCCGUGAACGAGUCGACUCCUACGGGGAUUACGGAUCACGUAGCCCAAGGACCCGAAUCCUACUUGGAAGAGAGCCCUAAAAAGAAGAACGUCACCUACGAGGAAUUAAGAAACCGGAACCGAGAAACCUACGAGGUGACCUUACCUCCAAAAGGCGAACCCUCCUCGCUCAGGACGGUUCGGGACAGAAUGCCGAGCAAAGAAGUUAAAGUGAACAAGUAUGGCGAUACCUGGGAUGAAUGAAAAAGCCACCUUUCGGAUCCUCCAGAGACUCUGCCAGCUCACCGGCUUCGUCCCGGCAACGCCGUCGAUACCCGCCCCCUUCGCUACCGCCCCCGAUCCCUGCCGCCACCCCGUUCAGAAAAGAGAAUCUGGUCUCAUUCUUCUGCUGGGUUGAAUGUUUAAAAAUGAAAAUGAAUCAUAGCUUUUCAGGUUUAUAUGUAGAUUUACAGAGCUUGGGGAGAUGCGCGAAUGAAGGUAUGGUGAUUAUUUUUUUUGUACAGCUUGUGACGUCGUUUCAGAAAACGGUCCCGGCUAAAACAGCUGCUCAAAAAUCCAUUCCGUGAAGUGGGCGUACGGGAGCUGGUGGACACUGGCCGGGAAGGAGACUGGCAAACGAAGAUCCGGAAAGCGUUCAGACCUCCCAUUAAAAAGUUCCCCAACG
Messenger RNA from Ornithorhynchus anatinus (platypus), 1254 nucleotides. It is a transcript of the gene OCIAD1, whose product is annotated as OCIA domain containing 1. The record is from RefSeq and is a predicted model, not a curated record. The transcript has 8 exons. NCBI's taxonomy places the organism in Eukaryota, Metazoa, Chordata, Mammalia, Monotremata, Ornithorhynchidae. Bases 102 to 833 code for a protein of 243 amino acids. Gene Ontology annotation, cellular component: endosome.